AUGAAAGUUCAGCGGAGCCGGCGGCAGCGGCAACAGGAAGCUGAAGCCCCGGAAAAUGCUGAGAGCGAGACACUCGGGCAAAACGAGAAGUCCUCUCAAAGAGGCGAAGACAAGAAGAAAACCAUCUUCCCAUUCCUAAAGCCCGAAACUGUCAAAAUCCGCAUCUACAAGCUCCUCGUGGUCGAGACAAAGCUUUGUAUCUGGCCAGCAACCAAAGCAGGCCGAGAGCAGCCUGACAUCUCGAUGGUGUGCAAAGAAAUUCGAAGAGCUGUUCUUCCGAUCUACUAUGGCGAGAACACAUUCGCGGUGGAUAUUGCUCCAUCCAACGCGCCAGCUGUGGUCAAGAAGACAGGCUCCGCGCCAGCCAGAGAACCAUUGACGGGACUUGUUGCGGUGCAGAAGUGGGCUGAGGUCUUGAGUACCAAGCACAAUGAGGGUGGGAAGUGGUUCGGUAUGGUGAGGAAUUGGUGCUUCAGUUAUCGCGAUCCUUUAGCUGGAUUUGGCGGUCGGGGAACUGUCCCUGGCACAGUGGAGGGCAAGCGGGACUUCAUCGUGAAUGUGCAGGUCAGCACAAAGCGCGACAGCACAGUCGAUGAUGGCGAGGCAGGCGGCGUACGCCAAAGCGCUCGCGCUGGUCCCAUUGUUGAGGUACAUCGCGAAGCUGCGUGCAUCAUGCCAGGAUGGAGCGAUUGUGGCAGAUGCAUGGUUCAGACGACUCCUGAGAUUCUGGUGGUGGCAAUCCAAAACUGGUUGCGAAGUGAUCGCAAGGCCUCCGAGGGUCUUGAAGAGCUUGUGCUGGAGAUGAGGAAGAUGGUCGAUGGACUUCCGGCAGCUUGCUGCACAAGGACGCCGCCCAACGGUGAGCGUCCAGUUCUUCUUCCAUGAGAGACUCCAGCAUAUGGGCAAAGCCUUGCGUCCUUCGGCCUCGAUGGCGCUUCUAUCGCCUGCAGUAGCCACACCUUUGCGUCCUGUAGCCAGCACAUGUAGACAUUUGCAAAAAGACUUUCCCCUCUCAACCCACAACCUCCCUCAACGCCUUCUUGACCUCCACCCUCUGCCUCUCCUCCUCCCACCCCUCCCCAUCAGCCCUAACAAGCAACCUUCCAAUCGCAACCGUCUCCCUCACACUCCCACUAUCCACCCAAACUCUCCCAUUCCUCCCCACCGCAACCUCGAAUUUCAGCUUCUCUCCCACAACAUCCAGCACCACAACUCCACCCUUUUUCCCACCCAACAUCAACCUCCUGGCAAACCCCGCACUAACAUCAAACACCAUCCCUCCAGUCAAAGGCCCCAUCCCCUCUCCCUUUCCAGUAUUCGAAUUCACGCAUUCGAUCUCCGUAUCAUCCCAUUUAUUCACUUUCGAUACACGCGCAUAGACUAAAUCACCACUCUUCAAUUGUGGUCGGGUUUUUUUACUCGCGCCUUCGAAGGAGAGUUGGCCGAGUAAGGCGUAAGGUGUGUGGGGUGUCAGAGAGCAGUGGUAGGUAUCUGUACUGCUGUGGUGGAUUUGAGCGAUGACGAGAUCGUUCACGGCGGGGAGAUAGCGGCCAUUGGAGUGUUCGAGCCAGAGGGCGGAUUUUUUGUGGUCGACUUGGAGGGUGCCGGCGCUGGUGGAGAGGAGGGUUGAAGGUGGGAGGUGUCGGAGGUGAGGGCCGAGGGUGAGGGUGCCUUUCUUUGAUUUUGGAAGGAGUUCGGAGGGUAUGGGGUCUCCUGGAAGGAGAAUUGUCGAGGUCAUUGCUAUGUCCUUGCAAACAGAU
This is a messenger RNA of Cercospora beticola, 1760 nucleotides long. NCBI's taxonomy places the organism in Eukaryota, Fungi, Ascomycota, Dothideomycetes, Mycosphaerellales, Mycosphaerellaceae. The record is from RefSeq and is a predicted model, not a curated record.